AUGGUACAGACGCAGUUCAGUAAAAAAGUUAAGUUUGUGCGACACGACGGAGCUCGCGAGUUUGCAACCAACUCGCUUCAACUGUUCUACGAAGACGAAGGCAUUGAACAGCAGACAACGGUGCCGUAUGCACAUCAAACAAACGGAACAGCAGAGCGUGCCAUUAGGACUAUUGUCACGAUCGGCCGCAGCAUGUUUCAUCAUGCUAAGCUGGACAAGUGUUUCCGGGCUGAAGCAGCAGUGACGGCCAUCUACGUCAAGAAUCGACUGCCGUCACCUGAAGUCGUGCACAAGACCCCGUUUGAGAUCGUCUACAACUCGAAACCAAGCGUCAAGCACAUGCGAGCAUUCGGGUUUCAGACGUACAUACUGACGCCGAAAGAAAGUCGUCUCAAGUGGGAUCCAAAGGCUCGCGCUGGGAUAUUCUUGGGCUACGAAGAAGCAUCCAAAGCGUACCGCGUUUAUGACAUCGAGGCGGGGCAGGUGGUUAUCAUUCGCGAUGUCAACUUUGACGAGUUCACCUUUGGACUUUUGCCGCCGAUCACUGAUGAAGAUACCGAUGGCCUUGACUUAGCCUCCAUCGAGCUGGAUGAUGAAGCGCCGGAAGAAUCGAGUGCGCCAAAUAACCACGUGGCCCACCAAGAAGAAGGGGAAGAAACGAAGAAUGCUGAUGCAUCGACUCCACCUUCAUUUUGGCGUGCGAGUGCGAACGCCAUCAAAAUAGCAGCGGACUUAUCGGAGCCCUCAACACUUGAGGCAGCAGUAAGCGGCCCUGACCAAGUGCACUGGAGAAAAGCAAUUCAUGCAGAGCUCGAGUCAAUGCGACUUCGCGGUGUGUUUCGUGCAGCCAAGCUGCCCAACGGACAACGCGCCAUUGGCACAAAAUGGGUGUUCAAGAUCAAGCUCAAGGCGCAUAGGUCAAUCGAGAAGUACAAGGAGCGACUUGUGGCCAAGUUUUUUCCGUUAAAAGUGUGGCAUCGACCCACGGAGACUGUUUCGCCCGUCGCCCGUGGUCUAGUAUGUGACGCUGCGAAAGGUGAUCGCAAUUUCCAAGCAUUUUGGAUGGCCCAUCGACCAGAUUGA
Peronospora matthiolae is the source of this 1083-nucleotide messenger RNA. NCBI's taxonomy places the organism in Eukaryota, Oomycota, Peronosporomycetes, Peronosporales, Peronosporaceae. The record is from the annotation of a GenBank genome assembly.